Molecule: messenger RNA, 4542 nt
Organism: Scylla paramamosain (green mud crab)
Lineage: Eukaryota; Metazoa; Arthropoda; Malacostraca; Decapoda; Portunidae
Product: integrin alpha-PS3-like
Exons: 23
Coding region: 142-3348 (1068 amino acids)
Biological process (GO): cell-cell adhesion; cell adhesion mediated by integrin; integrin-mediated signaling pathway
Cellular component (GO): external side of plasma membrane; integrin complex
Molecular function (GO): integrin binding
Source: RefSeq, a predicted model, not a curated record
GUCCCAGUGGUGGCUCAGUCGAGAGGCGGUAUUCGGCAGUCAGUCCAUCCGACAACUCAGUGCCGCGCGAGUUGGGUGCCGCUGUUUGGCGAGGCUGCCUGAACAUUGGUGAGAGUCUCGCUGCGGGAACUGCCAUCAACGAUGGCGUUAGUGGGGAGGGAGUUGGCUGUCCUGGCGGGGCUACUGUGGGCGGCUUCCCUAACCGUGUGCUUCAACCUGGAGCCUCGCACUCGCCUCACCUAUAGCUAUCCUUACGCCGCCACUCAGGGAAGGGAGCCUUACUUUGGGUUCGCCGUGGCGCUGCAAAUCAACCAAGUUAACGAUACGAACUGGUUAAUGGUGGGAGCUCCUCGCGCCAACUCAUCCAUUUAUAAGAACCACCAGCAGAUUACUGAGCCUGGUGCUUUGUUCAAAUGUAACCUCAAUGGUCAGAAAUGUGACGAGUUUAUCGUUGACGAUUCAGGCAAUACGGAGACCCCAAACCAGCUACAUGAAUUUAGUUACCAUGACAUGAAAAAUUUUGGGUGGCUUGGAGGAAGUUUGGACAGUCAGCCAAACUUUCGUGAAGACAGACAGGUUACUGGGGUGUGUGCCCCACGCUGGAAAAACCAGAUCUAUAGAUACCAGCGCUACAUGAAUGGUGCCUGCUACUGGAUAGACAACUCCAAACCCAAUGCAAAAUUCAACAAGAAGCUUCCCCUUGUCAACCAUGAAAAACAAACAACAACAAUAAAUGACAAGACCUUUUAUUUCUAUGGUCAUGGACAAGCUGGUAUGUCUAUUCACUUUCCUGAUGACCAAACCAAGUUCAUAGUUGGAGCUCCUGGUGUAUUUAAUUGGCAUGGAACGGUAAUACUUUAUCAGGACAGUAACUGGAACAACCCUGAGGGCAUAGCGAGGCGAAGGCGGCAGGCAUGGUGGAUUACAAAGCGAGAUUUUCAACAUGACACGGUGCCCAAUCCUUCUUAUUUCACUCGUAUUCGAGACUGUGACCUGUUUGGAUAUGCAGUCACUUCAGGAAGAUUUUUGUCAGAGAGACAAAUCCUUUAUGCUGGGGGUGCUCCUCGUGGUGCAGAGUCAUAUGGCAAGGUCCUUGUUUUUGACUUCUCUAGAUUUGACAACAAUGACUUGAAAGUAAUGAUGGAGAUGAAAGGAGAACAGCUGGGUGAAUAUUUUGGAUCAGCAUUGACAGCAGCAGACAUCAAUGGAGAUGGACUAAGUGACCUGGUUGUUGGUUCACCCAUGUACUCGCUCCCAAACAUUGCCGAUGUGGGCACAUUUCGAACUUACCUCAGCAACAAUGGACGUGGGCUCCGUAUCCAGUCCACACCUUAUUAUGGCAAUAAGGUUUACCUUGCCAGGUUUGGCACAUCACUUGUUUCUCCUGGGGAUCUCAAUAUGGAUGGCUAUGAGGACAUUAUUGCAGGGGCACCAUGGGAGGGUAAUGGGGCUGUGUAUGUCUUCUUGGGUUCAGCCACUGGUCUCAAACAACAGUAUUCACAACGCCUUGCUCCAGAGGACUUCAAUCCUGUGCUCAGAGGAUUUGGUGUGUCAUUGUCACGGGGAAAUGAUAUAGAUAAAAAUGGUUAUCCAGAUUUGGCUAUUGGAAGCUUCCUGUCUGGUCAUGUGGUUGUGAUGAAGACUCGGCCAGUGGUCAUGCUGUCAGGCCACCUCACCUCCAGCCCAGCCAAUGUUGCCUGGGAGGGAAUCACAACCUUGAACCUCACAACUUGCCUCCGGUAUUCUGGACACAGGAUACCUUCAAGCUCUUCAAUUCAGGUAACACUCACCCUGGACCAUGACAGCCCAGCCCCUCGUGCUGUGUUCAACACUAAAAAGUACAUCCUCACCUUCAAUCUAACUCUGGCUGCCAACAGUGCUCAGCCGACUUGCAGGAGUGAACAAGUGACUGUCAAGGAAGACAAAAUAGAUCCAGACCAACCCAUAGUUAUGAAGAUGGAUUAUGACCUCGUGAAGAAUCCACGCUUAGAGCUGAUAAAACAACCAGUGACCAACCCUGGUGAGAUACACAGCAAUAUCACUCGGGUGGGGAUUCUGAAAGGCUGUGUGGAGGAGGUCUGCAGGGUGGAUUUGACAUUUGAUGCCGACCUUGAUCUUGAGCAAGGAAACAAAUUGGUAGUGGGCCAAAGAACUAAACCAGUACUACGGGUGCAAGUGUUUAGUAGUGGAGAACCUGCGUACCUUCCUACCAUGGUUGUCAAGGUGGACUUGCCUCUUACUCUCCUUCUGCCUACAUCACACGACUGUAAAUUUUUUGAUGACGACCUGAGGACGUCUUUGGAGUGCCAGCUGUCCAAUCCCCUCAAAAAGGGUGGCUCAGACACUGUGGAGGUAAGUGUGGAUGCCAGCCAGCUAACAGACCGUUCCACCAGCCCAGGGAUCCAGGUUAAUGUUGCUGGUGAAGGACAUGAGCUGAAACCUGAAGAUAAUCAAUUAUUCAUCAACCUCCAGCUGGUGGCCCAAGCUGACAUGGUGCUGCAUGGAGACUCCAAGGAAGAACAAGUGUUUUACACACAUGUGGACAAGAACCACAUUAAUGCAACCAUUAAUCCAAGAUUUACUCACUCCUAUGUUGUAUUCAAGAGAGGGCCAACACCUAUUGGUGAGGUGGAUUUAAACAUUGAUAUUCCUGUCAAUACAAGUGAUGGACACAAAUUAGUAAAACUGUAUCCCCCAAAGACAACUUUUAAGGAACAACCAUUCCAAUGCAAGUUGAGUAGUGGCAGUUUUGAUAUUGACAUCAGUGACAAUGGGAAUGUGGAUGAUGGUAUAAUCGGUGAUGAUGGUGAGAUGGGUGGAAGUAGUAAUGCAGAACCUCACAUAAAGGAACUAACUGUGAAUGUAGAAAAUGAAGGGGAUGAGACUCAGUACUUCAACUGCUCCUCAAGUCUAGUCAGGUGUGCCCGACUCUCCUGCCGUAUAUACAACUGGCCACAGGGCACAAAUUCAGCAAAAAUUUCUUUCAACAUGGAAGUUGAUCUUCAGGUCAUGGCCAGAUAUAUAAACAUGAAGGGUGGAGCAAUUUUUGCAAGUAAAGCAAGUGCCAACAUUCAGUCCCUUAAUUCCCUGCUGGGCUUUGUUGGAGAAAAGGUGGCCCAGGAUACUGUGGUGACGUACAUCCAGCCUGACACCCUGCGUGCAAAGGGCAUCCCCUGGUGGGUCAUCUUGCUGGCAGUGCUGGGAGGUCUCCUGCUGCUGGGACUCCUGGCUUAUGGGAUGUACAAGUCUGGAUUCUUCAAGAGGGAGAAAAUGGAGGAGAUGAAGGCCCAGCAAGCAAAUGUUGUACCUUCCAAUUCAUAUGGUACCAGUAAUCCAGGGUAUCAGUAACCCAGCCCAUUGAUUACUGGUGCCAGGAGCUGCAGCCACCUAGCAGUGUAUCUUUGCCAAAGGAUUUCAUGAACCAAUUUUGAAGUUAUAUGAAGCCUACUACUGAUAUUGGAAAGAAAAAGAGUAAGGGAGUAUUUUAGUGAGAGUCAGUAAAGUAUGGUUUGCUUAGGGACAAGUGAAGUGAAUGAGUCAUUUUGAUUUAGCAUGAUCUCAUCUUGUGAUGUUUACCAGAUAUUAAGUGAGCAUCAUAUGGUGCUUGAGUGUGAAGAUUUGAGAAUAUAAAGAAAGCUCUAUUUACUUCAGUGGUCUUGAAUCUUAUGAAAAUAUUCUAAGAACUUGUGCCAUGAAAACACAUACAACUCCAAAGAUGUAUAACAUUUCUAGCCUCGCAUAUGUGGCCAUAGCUGGAUAUCUUUGUUUGUAUUUGUCUAGCUUCUGGGAUAUGUACAAUCAGAAAUGUAACUUAUCAGCAAAUUGAGUAUGACAGUGAUUUAUGGUAGUUCUUAUAUGCAUUCUGUUAAAUUGCUUGCCUCUAUUAGAGCCACAUGUUAAUCCCUUUUGGGGAACAGCUUGUACCAUAGCAUUAAGUAGAGGUUGUUACCUUUCUGUUCUUCAGAGCAAAAUUCAGUCCAUUCACAAGGUCUUAGUUUUUCCAAGUACAUCAGACUUUCUGUUGUUGCAGCCAUAAUUUGUAGCACUAAUAGGUAGUGAUGGCUAGUAUCUUUGAGACUAUUCACUCAUUUAAUUGAAUUUAUCUGUUUAUCCAUUUUACUUUCAUUUAUUUUAUUUAGUCUACUUAUAUUGCUAUAUGAUUUAUUUUCUGCUAUGGCUACAAUGUUUCCAAUCCUUUGUUGAAGUCUGAUAGUACUCUGUACACUUAUAAUACCAAAGAUGCAUGAAUGUUUAGUACACAAUGUUGUGAAUGCAAUUCUCCAAAUUUCUUUUGAACUAUGAUAUUGGGACGUGUGAUGUUUUGUUCUCAAAUUCAACCAUUAUGUAUCAUCAUCAUCAUCAUCAUCAUCAUCAUCAUCAUCAUCAUCAGUAUCAUCACAUCAUCAUCAUCAUCAUCGUCAUCAUCAUCAUGAUCAUGUAUUACCAAUUGAGGAAAUUAUGAACAGUAGCAGGUCACUUCGAGACAAGUAGUUUGGGUAACAAUGAAGGGAGGCAGCACUAGUCAAUAAAACAUACUGAAUG